Lindgomyces ingoldianus is the source of this 2309-nucleotide messenger RNA. RefSeq names its product ADP-ribosylation factor-binding protein-like protein GGA1. Gene Ontology annotation, cellular component: trans-Golgi network. Bases 102 to 2063 code for a protein of 653 amino acids. Gene Ontology annotation, biological process: Golgi to vacuole transport; Golgi to endosome transport; protein transport to vacuole involved in ubiquitin-dependent protein catabolic process via the multivesicular body sorting pathway. The record is from RefSeq and is a predicted model, not a curated record. Gene Ontology annotation, molecular function: phosphatidylinositol binding; ubiquitin binding. NCBI's taxonomy places the organism in Eukaryota, Fungi, Ascomycota, Dothideomycetes, Pleosporales, Lindgomycetaceae. The transcript is spliced from 8 exons.
CUCCAGCCUUCGCAGCCCUGCGCACUGCGCUCUCACAACCCACGUCGCCCUUGAUAUAUUAUUUCCUCUAUUCGCCAUCGGAAACUCCUUGCCUGGCGUCCAUGGAAGCAGCGUCGGCGCGCAUGGCCGCCAGAGAUCGGUAUGGCGGAUUUGCAGAGCCUCCUACGUCGCAGCUGCAGCGCUUCAUAUUAAACGCCUGCGAUCCCCAGAACUUUGAGCCCAACCUCGCGCUCAACCUCGAGAUCGCCGACUUGAUCAACGCGAAGAAGGGAAAUGCCCCUCGAGAAGCUGCCGUCUCAAUUGUACACUAUAUCAAUCACCGCAAUCCGAACGUCUCCCUCCUCGCGCUCAAUCUCCUCGAUAUAUGUGUCAAAAAUUGCGGAUAUCCUUUCCACCUCCAAAUAAGCACGAAGGAGUUUCUCAACGAGCUUGUCCGCAGAUUCCCAGAGCGCCCUCCGGUGCAUCCGACUCGUGUGCAGAAUCGCAUUCUGGAGCUGAUAGAGGAAUGGCGGCAGACGAUAUGUCAGACAUCGCGGCACAAGGAGGACCUGGGCUUCAUACGGGACAUGCACAGGCUGCUGAGUUACAAGGGCUAUAUGUUUCCCGAGAUACGGCAGGAGGAUGCGGCAGUGCUGAACCCAAGUGAUAACCUUCGGUCGGCCGAUGAGAUGGAAGAGGAAGAACGGGAGGCUCAAUCGGCGAAGCUCCAGGAACUGAUUCGUCGAGGCGGGCCACAAGACCUCCAAGAGGCCAAUAAGCUAAUGAAGGUUAUGGCUGGUUACGACACAAGAAAUAAGACUGAUUACCGGGCCAAGGCCGCAGAGGAGGUUAGCCGGAUCCAGCAGAAAGCUAAAAUACUCGAGGAAAUGCUACAAGGAUACAAGCCAGGAGACCAGAUCAAAGAAGGCGAUGUCUUCGAGGAACUCGCAAAUGCACUGGCGAGUGCCCAGCCAAAGAUUCAGAAGAUGUGCGAAGAGGAGUCUGACGACCACGAAGCAGUAGCAAAGCUAUUCGAAAUAAACGACAGUAUACAUCGAACGAUAGAAAGGUACAAACUUUUCAGGAAAGGCGAUAUUGAAGGCGCGAACAAGAUCCCCCAGGGUACACUUGGGAGGAGCGGUGCAGGGGUUUCGAAAGGAGCGGAUAAUACCUUGAAUCUGAUCGACUUCGGAGAACCAGACGAAGCUGCAGCUGCAGCACCAUCCAACUCAUCGGCUCCGCAACCGCAAGCGCCGAGGGGCAAUACCUUGGAGGAUGACCUUCUUGGAUUGUCAUUAGGCGGCGACACCUUCGGCCAGACUGGCGGCAUCUCGUUGGGUGGUUCUAACGGCUCGGUCCUUGGGUUAUCGGGCAUGUCAUCACCACAACCUCAGACCCAAAUUCAACAACCCUCCACUCCAAAACCGAACUUCGACCUCCUCGGAGGACUCACAAGCUCUGGCCCUCUUUCUCAAGUACCAUCUCCACCUCCAUCUGCUUUUCCUCAACCUCCUCCCUCACAGCCCGCUCGCUUCACGCCGGAUCCUUUUGCUGCACUUGCUUCUCCCACUCCCCGGCAAGCUUCCCCCUUCCAAUUUCAGCAAUCCAUCAAACCACAACCUUCUGGCAUGGGCGCUCCCCACCCUGCUCCCUCCUCUAAUCUAGCACAGGCCAGCUCUAUGACCGCGAAUGACGAUGACGAGUGGACUUUUGCAUCUGCGGUCCCUGACACAUCGAAGGAAAUCACGGUGAAUAACACUAGCAUAAACGUUGUGUUCCAUGUUUCUCGAGAAUCAGAGACUGUGCUCCUGAUCAACUCCCGAAUAUCAAAUAACACGUCAAUGCCCGUUACGGAUCUGACACUGCAGGUUGCUGUGUCAAAGGUCUACCAACUCAAACUAGAGCCCCAAUCGAGCAUCUUUCUUUCCCCAAACCAACAGAACGGUAUUACACAGACUAUCAAGCUACACGGCGUCCAGCGAGGUCAGGGUAGCAAUGUCAAGAUGAGGUGGAAAGCAGCAUAUUCGGUCGGGGGGGCGAGAAAAGAUGAGAUGGGCGAAAUUUCAAGUCUUGGAGUUUCAUAACACUGAAAGGGAUGUUUCUGGGUAUCUUCUUAAUGCAUUAUUAGCGGCACCUUGGCAUGACUAGAGUCGGGAUCUUCUGAGGGGCGAGGAGAAGGCGGGCGUGGAAUGAUGCUACGAUGGUAGGCUGCUUGAAAUGGAGAGGUACAUCGGUGUAGUUGGAUGGAAUAGAUAUUAUUGGGUCGCGAAACUUGCCUUUUCUCCCUGUUCCCCCUGUUCAAGUGUGGCCACGCCUACUUGGAUUCUGAC